UUAAAUUUUAUUAACCAUAAAAUACCCAAAUGCCUAAUAUUAUUGGAAAUAAUAUUGGAAACAACAGGCAAGCCGGCAGUAAUGAUUUAAGUGUGGACACUCAAAUAUUUAAAAAAUGCAAAAAAAAAAAAAAAAGAAAAAAGAAAGCUUUAAGAGGGGAAGAUUUGAGGCGAAGAGACAAACGCACUUUCCCAAGUCGCCUCCUGACCAUCGACCAGCGGGGCUACUGUUUGUUAAUCUAAGGAGACACGACAGAGACUGCAGGUCCUUGGCGCAGCGUUUAAGUUACUGACUAAAACCCACCAGAGGGGAAGACGUACUGCCCGUGCUGAACUGCGUAAACCAAACCCAAGUCUGUAGGGCCAGGACUAGUUUUCAAAGACUGGGCUCCACAAGGCAACCCCGAACAGGAUUAAAUAUUACCUUAUUACCUUUAUUAUUAGUACAAUUUAAGUUAAUAUGCGCCCGCACAUUCCUGAAUGCCCCGCGACCCGGACUGCCUCGGAAGGCCUCGCUUGUCUACACUUGUCUACAGAGCUGGAAGCCGUUUUCUGCAUAAUGGAAAUUUGGAGCGAGUUUUGUUUACUCUGGCCCGCUCAAAAUCGGCGUCUUACUGCCGAGACGCCCAGACCUCGCGUCCGGGCGGCGGCUAAAGUCCGGGAGGACGCGCCCCGCACGCGAUAACUCGGCCCUCCCGGCGCGGGAGGGAGGCGGCCAGAGGGCGCGGCGUCACAAAGCCGACCGGAAACGAGGAGUCUUGGAGUCCAGACCGAGGGGGUCCCGGGCGACUCCACUGGCCGCGCGCCCUAGCGGGGCGGGAGGCGCACGCCCACCUCCCCUCGCCCCGCCUCCACUCCCCUCCCCUCCCCUGCGGCCGGGGCUGCAGCGCCGCGGCUGCUCGCGCGCCGCAAAGCGUCCUGGGAGAGCCGGAUCACGCCGGAAGGACGCUUGGGCGCUCGGCGGCGGCGAGGUUAUAAAAGGGAAGGAGCCGGCGGCGGGCGGAAGUGGGCGGUUCAGCUGCUCUCGGCUCUGUUGUUUGGUGUUUGGGCCUUCCGAGGGGCGUUCUCUGGAUAGCCGCCGGUGCAGGCCUCAGUGACAGGGCCGCUCGCCCGCGCUCCCCGCCACCUUCUCGGUGCAGCAUCCGCUCCUGGCCUCCGCGACCCUCAGGCCCAACAUGGCGCAGGAGGUGUCGGAGUACCUGAGCCAGAACCCGCGGGUAGCCGCCUGGGUGGAGGCGCUGCGUUGCGACGGCGAGACCGACAAACACUGGCGCCACCGCCGGGAGUUCCUGCUCCGCAACGCCGGGGACCUGGCCCCCGCCGGCGGCGCUGCCUCCGCUCGUCCGGAGGAGGCCGCCGAUGCGGAGAGCGGGACCCGAAAUCGGCAGCUGCAGCAGCUUAUCUCCUUUUCCAUGGCUUGGGCCAACCACGUCUUCCUCGGGUGCCGGUACCCUCAAAAAGUUAUGGAUAAAAUUCUUAGUAUGGCUGAAGGCAUCAAAGUGACAGAUGCUCCAAUCCAUACCACAAGAGACGAACUGGUUGCCAAGGUGAAGAAAAGAGGGAUAUCGAGUAGCAAUGAAGGGGUAGAAGAGCCAAUGAAAAAACGAGCCAUAGAAGGAAAAAGCAAUUCUGCAGUUGAGCAAGAUCAUGCAAAAAUUCUUGCCAAAACAGAACGUGCAUCAGCUCAGCAGGAGAAUAGCUCGACAUGUUCAGGGUCAGCUGCCAUAUCAGAGAGUAGUGGGAACUCGACUCGGAGCUCUGGUACCCCAAGUCAGAAUAGCUCUACGAGUGAUGGAGAUCGAUCUGUUUCCAGCCAAAGCAGCAGCAGCAUUUCCUCUCAGGUAACAGUGGUAGGGUCUGGAAAAGCUUCUGAAUCAGAAGCUCCAGAUAAACAUGGUUCAGCGUCAUUGGUUUCUUCGUUGUUGAAGUCCAGUGUGAAUAGUCAUGUGACCCAGUCCACCGAUUCCAGACAACAAAGUGGAUCACCGAAAAAGAGUGGUUUGGAAGGCUCUUCAGUUUCAGCUUCUCAAAGCAUCUCAGAGAUAGAGGUGCCCUUGUUGGGCGCCUCAGGAAGCUCAGAAGUCGAGUUGCCACUGUUGUCUUCCAAACCUAGUUCAGAGACAGCUUCCAGUGGGCUUACUUCCAAAACUAGUUCAGAGGCAAGUGUUGCAUCAGUGGUUUCUAAAAACAGUUCCUCAUCAGGCACAUCUUUAUUAACCCCCAAGAGCAGCACCUCCACAAACACAUCGAUGCUGACUUCCAAAAGCACUUCACAGGUAGCUGCAUCAUUGUUAGCUUCCAAGAGCAGUUCCCAGACUGGUGGUUCUCUGAUUUCCAAAAGCACUUCCAUAGCAGGUGUGUCCCAGCUGGCUUCUAAGAGUAGUUCUCAGUCUAGCAUGUCACAGUUGCCUUCUAAAAGUACUUCACAGUCAAGUGAGAGUUCUGUCAAAUUCUCUUGUUGCAAGUUAACCAAUGAAGAUGUGAAGCAGAAGCAACCUUUUUUCAAUAGAUUGUAUAAAACCGUGGCAUGGAAGUUGGUAGCUGUUGGUGGCUUUAGUCCCAAUGUGAAUCAUGGAGAGCUCCUCAACGCAGCUAUUGAGGCUCUGAAAGCAACACUGGAUGUGUUUUUUGUCCCACUGAAAGAACUGGCAGAUCUGCCUCAAAAUAAGAGCUCUCAAGAAAGCAUUGUUUGUGAAUUGAGGUGUAAAUCUGUGUAUUUGGGCACUGGCUGUGGAAAAAGCAAAGAAAAUGCAAAAGCAGUUGCAUCAAGAGAAGCCUUGAAAUUAUUUCUUAAGAAAAAGGUGGUGGUAAAAAUUUGUAAAAGGAAAUACAGAGGCAGUGAAAUAGAAGAUCUAGUACUCCUGGAUGAAGAGUCAAGGCCAGUAAAUUUACCUCCAGCAUUAAAACACCCUCAAGAAUUACUCUAAUAUGUCCAAAAUAUCACUGCAUAAAACAUCUGGUAUUUGAAGAGAAAAACUGGCUUACUUUUGUAUAAUAUGAAACAUAAGCUUUCGCAAAUUUUGUAUUGCUUUUUUCCAGUUUUGCAGAAAAUUUACAUUGUAGUUCUCUUCACACAGUGGAAGUUGUAAAUAAUUUAUGAAUGACAGUACACAUUAAAAGGUGGAUGUAUUAACAGCAUACCAAUAUGCUGUUUUAUUUGAAGAAAGUACUGUCUUCUAUUUUUAAUGACACAUUAGGUACGAUGUGUAGUUCUGUAGAGUCUUAAAACUUUUGUACUACUUUCAAUUUGGUGAAAAUGUAUUAAGUUGUCUACCAUGCCUUUUUUUUUUCUAGUUGAAUAAACCUUCACAUCAAAGGAAAGGGGACCAUAGUAUUUGAAUGUCUGAAAGUCUGUGAAGCUUAAGAUUUUAAGAAUGUUGCCAUAAUGCUGAAAGUGUCUGUUAAAGAAUAAAAGAAAAAAUAGUUGCCUCAGACUAUUUUUAUGAGAAGUUGUAAGCAUUUUUUAGAUAUAAAGCAGUGUAAAGUACUUAAGGUUAUUUUAUUCUGACGUUGUUUAAAAUUCACCAUGAUUUUGACCACUGCAGAUUCUUUAAGUGGGUUAAUUUAUGUUUUGAGGUAAAAUACAAUUUACACUUUUUCUUAAAGACAUAAAUGUGGGUUUCUAUAUUAAGCAUAUUUUGUGACUACUACUCUUAACAGAUUGAUUUGUUUAGAUAUUAAAUGCUUUAUGCUAUUUUACCUUUUCAA
Sus scrofa (pig) is the source of this 3707-nucleotide messenger RNA. RefSeq names its product CDKN2A interacting protein (gene CDKN2AIP). The record is from RefSeq and is a predicted model, not a curated record. NCBI's taxonomy places the organism in Eukaryota, Metazoa, Chordata, Mammalia, Artiodactyla, Suidae. Gene Ontology annotation, cellular component: nucleolus; nucleoplasm.